AUGGAUGUGCUGAGCCAAGGCCAGAGCCCCAGAAUGAAACAAGUACAGACUCUGAGCAAAGCUCCCCUCAUCCUGAGAGUGAACCCACUGCCCCUGGGGUCCAGGUGAUUGGCAAUGACCCCUGUGAUGUUGGCAUUCAUGAGGGAGCUCCCUGGGUGGUUCCUGGUCGCUGGGGUCUUCCUACCCGUGGCUCUGCUGCUGUUCCUUCUCAUCGCCUACUUCAGGAUCAAACUGAUGGAGGUUAACGAAGAACUGUCACAGACCCCCCAGCGCCAGCACAAACACGAGGCUGGCUCUGACCUGUAUCAGAGGAGGAAAAGAACGUGA
Molecule: messenger RNA, 327 nt
Organism: Lontra canadensis (Northern American river otter)
Lineage: Eukaryota; Metazoa; Chordata; Mammalia; Carnivora; Mustelidae
Gene: SMLR1
Product: small leucine rich protein 1
Source: RefSeq, a predicted model, not a curated record